Molecule: messenger RNA, 489 nt
Organism: Prorocentrum cordatum
Lineage: Eukaryota; Dinophyceae; Prorocentrales; Prorocentraceae
Source: the annotation of a GenBank genome assembly
AUGGAGAGGGCGCAGGCCCACCUGGUGGUGCGGGCGGAGGGGGACUCGGCGCUGCCCGGCGAGUGGCUGUCCGCCGACGAGUUCGCCGCGCGGGCCAGCUGGCUCCACGACGCCGCCGCCGCGGGCGGCGGCGGCUGCGCCUGGUCCGCCUCGGCCGCGGCCUUGGGUGUGCCCGAGGAGGGGGAGGGGGCGGAGCUGGCGCCGCUGCGGCGGGAGCUGGCCGCGGCGCGCGCGGAGCUGGAGCUGGCGAGGGCCGAGAUGCAGGAGCAGGAGCUCCUCGUCGAGCAGGCGCGCGGGGACGGCGCGGAGCCGGCGCUGUCGCCCUGUGGAGGAGAUCGAGGAGAGAGAUGCGCGGAGGAGUGCCCUGGCAUGGAGGAGCCGCCCGGCAGCUCCGAGGGCUGCCGCAAGGAGGCCCUCGAGGCCCUGGAUGGGCUCUGGGCGGUGAUCGAGAACGCCGGGGCACGACGGCGCCAGUUGCGAGCCUCCUGA